Rubroshorea leprosula is the source of this 3973-nucleotide messenger RNA. The record is from the annotation of a GenBank genome assembly. Lineage: Eukaryota; Viridiplantae; Streptophyta; Magnoliopsida; Malvales; Dipterocarpaceae.
GUCUCCUCCAUUGAAGGCUAGAUUGUGCUUCCCAUUUUGUGAGUCAGCUUGCUGGUUAAAACUCUUUGAGCUUUGAUUGUGAGAAAUGGCACGGGGUCGAAUAAGGGCGAGGAUUCGCCGGAGCCAUCUUUAUACAUUCACAUGUCUUAGGCCAAGAUCUAAGGAAGAUGGACCACAUCCCAUGGACGGGCCUGGAUACUCAAGAAUUGUACAUUGCAACCAGCCUGAAAUGCACAAGAAAAAACCUUUCAAGUAUUGCUCAAAUUAUACAUCGACCACAAAGUAUAAUGUUCUCACAUUUUUGCCAAAGGCAUUGUAUGAACAAUUUCAUCGAGUUGCCAAUUUAUACUUCCUUGGGUGUGCAAUUAUUUCUGUAACACCACUUUCACCAUUCUCUGCUGUGAGCAUGAUUGCCCCUUUGGUCUUUGUUGUGGGUCUUAGUAUGGCGAAGGAAGGUUUAGAGGAUUGGCGAAGGUUUAUGCAGGACAUGAAGGUUAAUAGCCGGAAAGUUAGUGUUCAUGAAGGAGAUGGUGUUUUUGGUUAUAGGCCAUGGCAGAAGAUUCAGGUUGGAGAUGUGGUGAAAGUGGAGAAGGAUCAGUUUUUCCCAGCAGACUUACUACUCUUGUCAUCGGGUUAUGAGGAUGGAAUUUGCUACGUGGAGACAAUGAACUUAGAUGGUGAAACAAACUUGAAGGUGAAGAGAGCUUUGGAGGUAACCUUGCCUUUGGGUGAGGAUGGGGCUUUCAAGACUUUCACAGGAACAAUUAAAUGCGAAGACCCAAACCCCAGUCUAUAUACCUUUGUUGGUAAUUUUGAAUAUGAUCGCCAACUUUAUCCCCUUGAUCCUAGUCAGAUUCUCCUCAGAGAUUCAAAACUUAGGAACACAACUUUUGUCUAUGGUGUGGUGAUUUUCACGGGUCAUGAUAGCAAGGUCAUGCAGAAUUCAACAAGGUCUCCAUCAAAAAGGAGCAGAAUAGAAAGAAAAAUGGACUAUAUAAUAUACAUCCUUUUCAGCCUCCUUCUGGUGAUCUCACUUAUCAGCUCCAUAGGCUUUGCUGUGAAGACAAAGCUGCAAAUGCCAGACUGGUGGUACUUAGCACCCAAUGAUACAGAUAAUUACUAUAAUCCCCAAAAACCUGCAAUAUCAGGGCUUUCCCAUCUGGUCACUGCUCUUAUUCUUUAUGGAUAUUUGAUACCUAUCUCACUUUAUGUUUCCAUUGAGGUGGUGAAGGUUUUGCAAGCAAGUUUCAUUAAUCAAGACAUACAUAUGUAUGAUGAAGAAACUGGAAAACCUGCUAAUGCACGGACAUCAAACUUAAAUGAGGAAUUGGGCCAAGUAGACACAAUCCUCUCAGAUAAAACUGGCACUUUGACCUGUAAUCAGAUGGAUUUUCUCAAGUGUUCAAUUGCUGGUACUGCUUAUGGUGUGCGAUCCAGUGAAGUUGAAAUUGCUGCAGCAAAACAGAUGGCUAUGGACUUUGAGGAUCAGGAUGCAGAAAUGUCUAGUGUUUCCAGGCGCAAAAAUAGAGCAUCAGAAAUUGAACUAGAGACUGUUGUUACCUCUACAUAUGAAAAAGAUCAUAAGCCAACCAUAAAGGGAUUUUGCUUCCAGGACAGCCGCCUCAUGGAUGGAAACUGGUUUAAUGAGCCAAAUUCAGAUGUCAUUCUGUUAUUUUUCCGCAUAUUGGCAGUUUGCCACACUGCUAUUCCUGAGCUGAAUGAAGAGACUGGCACUUUUACUUAUGAAGCAGAGUCACCUGAUGAAGGAGCUUUUCUUGUUGCAGCCAGAGAAUUUGGUUUUGAGUUCUUUAAAAGAACACAAUCGAGCGUGUUUAUCCGUGAAAGACAUCCUUCAUCAGGACAACCUAUUGAAAGGGAGUUCAAAAUCCUCAACCUGUUGGAUUUUACGAGCAAAAGAAAGCGGAUGUCGGUAAUUGUGCGCGAUGAGGAUGGACAGAUUCUUCUCCUCUGCAAGGGUGCUGACAGCAUCAUUUUUGAUAGAUUAUCAAAGAACGGAAGAAUGUAUGAGGAAGCGACAACAAGGCAUUUGAAUGAAUAUGGAGAAUCUGGGCUGAGAACUUUGGCACUCGCUUAUAGAAAGCUUGAGGAGUCUGAAUAUGCUGCUUGGAACAAUGAAUUUCACAAAGCAAAAACUUCUGUGGGAGCUGAUAGAGAUGAAAUGCUUGAGCAAGUGUCAGAUAUAAUGGAGAGGGAGUUAACCCUUGUGGGUGCUACAGCUGUGGAAGAUAAAUUGCAAAAAGGGGUACCCCAAUGCAUAGAUAAGCUCGCACAAGCUGGUCUCAAGAUCUGGGUUUUAACAGGGGAUAAGAUGGAAACUGCCAUAAACAUAGGCUUCGCAUGCAGCCUGCUUAGACAAGGCAUGAAGCAAGUCUGUAUUUCAGCAAUGAAUUCUGAGGCCAAUGAGGCUGUCAAAGAGAACAUACUGAAUCAAAUAACUAAUGCUUCACAAAUGAUCCAACUAGAAGAGGAUCCACAUGCUGCCUUUGCGUUGAUAAUUGAUGGGAAAAGUCUAACAUAUGCUUUGGAGGAUGAUAUAAAACAGCAGUUCUUAGAAUUAGCUGUUGAAUGUGCAUCUGUCAUAUGCUGUCGUGUGUCUCCCAAGCAGAAGGCACUAGUAACACGAUUAGUAAAACAAGGAACUGGGAAAACCACCUUAGCAAUAGGUGAUGGUGCAAAUGAUGUUGGAAUGAUUCAAGAAGCUGACAUUGGUGUUGGCAUCAGUGGGGUGGAAGGUAUGCAGGCUGUGAUGGCUAGUGACUUCUCUCUUGCCCAAUUUCGAUUUUUGGAAAGGCUUCUCGUUGUCCAUGGACACUGGUGCUACAAGAGGAUUGCCCAGAUGAUAUGCUAUUUCUUCUACAAGAACAUUGCAUUUGGUCUUACUCUCUUCUACUUUGAGGCAUUCACUGGUUUCUCUGGGCAGUCAGUUUAUGAUGACUGGUACAUGUUGUUGUUCAAUGUUGUCCUUACUUCAUUCCCUGUCAUUUCACUAGGAGUUUUCGAACAGGAUGUUUCUUCUGAUGUUUGCUUACAGUUCCCCACAUUGUAUCAGCAAGGACCUAGGAAUUUGUUCUUUGACUGGUAUAGGAUAUUUGGAUGGAUGGGAAAUGGUCUCUAUUCCUCUCUCGUUAUUUUCUUCCUCAAUAUAAUGAUCUUCUAUGAUCAAGCCUUCCGCAAUGGAGGCCAGACUGCUGAUAUGGGUGCCUUGGGCACUGCAAUGUUCACCUGCAUCAUUUGGGCCCUCAACUGCCAGAUUGCACUCACAAUGAGCCAUUUUACAUGGAUCCAACACCUCUUAAUCUGGGGCAGCAUAGUCACUUGGUAUUUGUUUCUCUUUGUUUAUGGCAUGAUUACUCCCACAAUUUCUGGCAAUGCCUACCAGCUUCUCGUCGAAGCCCUUGCUCCUGCACCCAUCUAUUGGUUGGCCAUCCUCUUAGUGACAGUUGCUUGUAAUCUUCCUUACAUGGCCCAUAUAUCAUUCCAAAGAUGCUUCAACCCCAUGGAUCACCACAUAAUCCAAGAAAUCAAGUACUGCAGGAAAGAUGUUGAGGAUCAUCGGAUGUGGACUAGGGAGCGAUCCAAGGCAAGACAGAAAACCAAUAUUGGAUUCACAGCACGCGUGGAUGCAAAGAUCAGACAGUUGAGAGGGAGGUUGCAAAGGAAACAACCUUCUGUGGAGCAUGUGAAUGAUAUCACACCCUCAUCCUCAUAACAAUGCCCAAUAUUUCAUUUUCUUUCCUGUUUUAAAAGAUUUUUAGUAAAUAUUUUUUCUUUCUCCACCUGCAGUUUUACAUUGUAAAAAAAAAAAAAACACUUUUUAUAUUCAUUUGUCCAUCUCUUUAAGAGGUUGGCUAAAGUCCCAUUCCUUUAUAGGGAAGCCUAGGUGUUGUUGUAUGUACACUACUUGAAGUAUAUGAGAGUACAUAGCUUAUGAAAAUAGAGUUAACAUUUAACA